CUCUCUGUGUCCUCUCUCUCUCUCUCUCUUUCUCUUCCCACAGUUUGCUAUGUGCACAAAGCUCUCAGCACAAAGCCCAGAUCAUCAACAAGAACAAUAAUUUAACUGAGAGGUUCUAGUUCCAGUUCAAGUUAUAUUUCUAGUUCGAGAGAGAGAGAGAGAGAGAGAGAGAGUGAGGAAUUCUAGAGAGAGAGAGAGAGAGAGAUGUAUGCUGAGCAUGGGCUCAUGUUUCCUUUGCUCCAGAGCUUCCCUCACUAUCUCCCUCCUCAGCCUGAUGAUGAUCUUAUGUGUCGCUUCCACACUGAGAUCCCGUGUGUUGAUGCCCCUCCUCACAUGGGGAACUUGGUGCAAACAUCCACUAUUUUGGAGUAUGAUCUAGGAGCAGAAGGAGAUUUAUUCAAAGCUCCAGAGCCAAUCAUAGAAGAGCCUGAACUCGCAUUGGAUCCUAUGAGCGCUGCAAUGACCAUUAUAUCCAAUGGCCAAGAUGUCAUGACUGAAACAAUCAAGGUCGCGGACAUGGAAUCCAUCCAAAACGAGCAUCUGAAUGAUGUCUUAUACGAAUGCAAGAAUGAGCUCCUAGCUAAGUAUGCAAUCAACGAGCCAUUUCCUGAGAUACGUGAUGUUAAGAUUACUGUAAAGGAAUCAGAGGAAGUUCCGAGCCUGGAGAAUAUGAGAUUAAGUGCUGAAGGUCAUCUGCAGAAAAGUGUUAGCUCUGGGUGUCUCAAUUCAAUGGAGUGGAUUGGGGGUUGCAGUAUAAGACCUAACUUUUUAGAUUUUCAGGGGAUGGAUUUUGAAGCAGCGUUUGGCUUGAGGAGAGCAUACAGUGAAGGGGACAUUCAGGCUCUCGGAAGCACUAAUGCGAAUCAUGGGAGCACGUGCAGCGUCCGGGCUUCUUUUGAGAGACAACUGACCAUCAGUGAACUGAAGACCGAGGAACGAAAGCAGAAACUUUCCAGAUAUAGAAAGAAGAAGAGCAAAAGGAAUUUCGGAAGAAAAAUCAAGUAUGCAUGCAGGAAAGCCUUGGCAGACAGUCAGCCGAGGGUCCGAGGGAGGUUUGCGAAGACUGAAGAUUGUGAUUUUUCAAAAGCACUCAAGUAAAGUGAGAUAUGUUGGAACGAUAAUAAAAAAAAGAAGAUUUUAGAGGCUAGUAUUAAUCAGUAGUGCCAAGUUAAGUAAAUCUAAUCGUGGCGUCUAAGUUCAUGCUCCUCAAUAUACAGAUCAGAAAAUGGCUCUAUGAUCGUUUCAACAAAUCCUCCGCGGUUGCUAAGAUUUCUUCUUUGUUGUAAUAAGCCUCCUUGUUGUGAUGGUUGUCGUCGUAUAUUUGUAGCUAGGUGGAGCUGAUGGGUGUUGUUGUAAAAAGGUUUGAAUAAAGAUCGAAUAUGGGGGUGUCCCGUAUUGGGUUUUGAGGUAAUAAUGUCCGCUCUCAUUAAAACAACUGUUCUGAUUGAAGU
Messenger RNA from Asparagus officinalis (garden asparagus), 1451 nucleotides. RefSeq lists its product as uncharacterized. The transcript has 4 exons. Lineage: Eukaryota; Viridiplantae; Streptophyta; Magnoliopsida; Asparagales; Asparagaceae. The record is from RefSeq and is a predicted model, not a curated record. Gene Ontology annotation, molecular function: protein binding. Gene Ontology annotation, biological process: regulation of flower development. The coding region runs from base 205 to 1098 and encodes 297 amino acids. Gene Ontology annotation, cellular component: nucleus.